AUGUUACUGCUUGAAGACUUCUUUGAUUCUGCAUUGGUGAUUUGCAAAUGCUGUAAUGAAGGGGAGAAAGAGCUAGUGAAUUUAUUUUUGCCUGAACUGGGGCGCUUAGUGACAGAAGCAAAUCUUUGCUGUGCUCUGCAUCUGGAGGCCUUGAGGACCCUCAACUCUAUACUUGACAAUAUCCCACGGGAGGAGAGAAAGAAGUUCCCUCUCUCUGAGGAGAUAUGCUCGCUCACGAAAGACCUUGCAAAAACUAUACUGGAAGUUGGUGAUUAUGACCUUCAGGUUGCCCUUUCAGAAGCACUUUGUAGGUUAAUGAUAAAAAAAUGGAGGGAUGACCUUGUUCACCACUGGUUUGAAGAUAACUAUCUUGCUGAAGCUUUCAAAGAGAUCAAGGAUCGAGAAUUUGAGACGGAUUGUAGGAAAUUUCUUAAUCUACUGAAUGAAAGACUUGGAGAUAAAAGAAGGGUCUACUCAUUUCCUUGCAUAUCUGCUUUUGCUGACAUGAAUGAGGUCAAGAAGCCAUCGGAUGAGAAACUGGAGGAGUUUUGGAUUGACUUCAACGCUGGCAGCCAGAGUGUGACUUUCUAUGUGGAUUGUGAUGAGGGAGCUCUCUGGGACUCUGUGAGGCUGUCAAAAGAAAAUGUCAACAGCUACAGUGUGAAGGAGAAGGAUGGAAAAAAGAUUGUUAAAAUUUUUAUGAAGAUACCCACUUCUCUUCACAAAAGAGAAGCAAUAAAAGUCAAACUGGUUUUCAGUGAUGAGUUUGAGAUAUUAAGUGUACUUAGAAAAGUCCUGGGAGAUGAAAGACUGAUGAUACUUGAGUCUGAAGAUGAGAUUGUCCAUUCUGGGAAGGAAGCCAUGCAGAAUGAAGCAGAAACACCUGUGCCCUCUAAUCCACAGAGGAGGAAAGAUCCUUCAAACUCUGAGACUCAUAAAGACAAUUUAACCUCUCAGCACAAACAGCAGUUAACAGGGACAAAAAUGGUCAACUCUGGUGUUGCCAUGGUUACAGUGAGCCAGCAGACUGACCUGGAAGAUACUAGCCAAGAAAAAAACUCCAAAACUCCAUCUUCAGGGAUGAAAGCUAAGCCUAGUGAGAAGCCCCUAGAAGAAGAACCCAUGGAUGAGCAGACACCCAAGAUCCUGCAGCUCUCUCCUUUUCCAAAGGAUGUUACCAGCAAAAAGAGAAACAGGAGAACGAGUUUGGCCAAGAAGAGGGCUGAAAGCAGGGAGGAAGUCUAUGAAUUUGAAAACUCAGACUCCUCAAGUCGUGAAAAGGUUGCUGAAGCCAAAGGAAAGAUUCUUGCCCAGAAAACUUCUUCACAAAGUCAGAGGACUUAUGAAACAAGAAGCAAGAGCAAGGAGUCAACCAAUCUUAAGAGAAGGCAGUCCAGUUACAGGAAACACCUUUUCUCUGAAAGUAACAAUGAAAACACAAGCCCUGAUCAGAGUGAGAAAAGCUGGAUCCUUGACUCUCAGAUACAGCCAGUGCCAAAAUCUGUUGACUAUACCCGAAAAAGACCCAGGGUGAGAAAUAAUUUAAAAGUGCUUCCAGUAUCUUCUGCAAGUAGUGGCAGCGACUACGAGUCAAAGAAGGAGGGAGAAUCAAGGCAGAGAGCUCAAAAGGAGAUGCUAAGGAAAAAAAGCACAUUUGGCUCCAAGGAAGAUGAUUUACCCACAGUGAAUCUUGCUGAUGAAACGCUCUCAGAUGAUCUUGGAGGGAGUCCACAGCUACUUGGUGUGUCUGCCAGGAGCCCUUCCAGUGAUGUGGAGAAAGCCACACAGAAAUUUCAUGGUACUCCGGGCAAAUUAUCAAGAGAGGAAGAAAGUAGCAAGCGGAAGGACUCAGAUAUACUGAGUGGCACUACCAUAAAAAAACCUAAAUUUUCUAGUUUGGAGAAAAAUCACUUGCCUGCCGAGAUUAACCAUAUACCAAAGAAAAUUUCUGAUUCAGUAGAAGAGGAAGUGGAGAUCCAGAAAGGUCAGGAAAUGGACAAUAGCCUAGAUGAUGUGUUCUUUUCCAAGAUGCUCCACGAAGACUUGAGUGAUUCAGGAGUGAUUUUUGCCUUUGAAAGCUUUAUUGACCAACUGAAGAAAUUGUUCUGGUCCCGGUACAAAAGGAUUGAGAUCAACACACAGGAUGCCCUGAGAUCUUCAGAGAAGAACUUGUCUGCCCUGCUGAACCAGAUACAUAAGUGCAGGCUGAAUAAAUUUGAGACCUUCCAGAAGAUUGUUGUUGAAGAGCUUGCCAACCUUGAGAAGGAAACCCAAAUUCUGGCAGCCAUGGAGAAGGAAGCACUGGAUUUCUGGAAUGCGCAGCUGCUCAAACUGAAUACAUUCUACAACCAGCAAAAGGAAAGAAUUGAAUCAGUUGACUCAGCCCUGGGUGAAACAGCAAACAAUUUUGCCGAUGCUGUCCAGAAUACAACGUACGAACACUCAGUGAAGAAGGCAGAAGAAAACGUGUUUGUUGUUCCUUCUGACUAGCAAGUCCCUGAACUCAUUAUUGCUCAUGGCAUUUGAGCACUUUGUGUGCAGCAUAGAGAAGAUGGUUCUGUGAAGUAUGUUAGUCUAUUUUAAAUGAAAGAAAAAAGAGGAGGAAAAAGCAUUAUGUUGAGCC
Haemorhous mexicanus (house finch) is the source of this 2623-nucleotide messenger RNA. RefSeq names its product synaptonemal complex protein 2 like (gene SYCP2L). The record is from RefSeq and is a predicted model, not a curated record. The transcript is spliced from 32 exons. Lineage: Eukaryota; Metazoa; Chordata; Aves; Passeriformes; Fringillidae. Bases 1 to 2490 code for a protein of 829 amino acids.